Prunus armeniaca (apricot) is the source of this 2826-nucleotide messenger RNA. The record is from the annotation of a GenBank genome assembly. Lineage: Eukaryota; Viridiplantae; Streptophyta; Magnoliopsida; Rosales; Rosaceae.
AUGGCGUCCAUUAACCUUCCGCCGAUCAUGCUAGACCACCUCUACUCCAUGGAUGACGACCUUAAAGCAGAAGGGCCGCUCCUGUUGCUUGAAGAUGUCCGUAAAAAUCCCGUUGUUGGUGAUGAGCCAUCCCUUGAGACUGCUCCUGUUGGUCAGAAUGGGUUCGAUUGUGAACUGCGGGAUCCAUCCACAUGCAACAUCCUGCGCAGAGCACAAGUCCUUGAUGCCAUCUUCCUUUCCAAAUUGUGGGACAUCCAUAUCGAAGCGAAGAUGCUUCGUCACGUGGUCCGGAGGUGGAGCACCGCUACUCACACCUUUGUGUGCUCAUGGGGGGAAUUUACCCCUACCCUUGAAGAUGUGGCGAAUAUCUCUCGCCUUCCUGUCUGUGGCGACCGUAGUCCUUUCGGCAUCGCCCUCACUCCAGAAGAAAUAGAUAGCCUUGCAGUCUUGCGAAGAGGCGCUCCCACCUCUCCCAGCACUUCACUCCGGUUUAGCAACUGGAUACAAUAUUUUGGGGAUGCAAACAGACAAAGUCCCUGCCGUUUGGCUGCCUUUAUAGCUCUGUGGCUUGGGCGGUUCGUGCUCUGUGACUUUUCUCAAGAUUGCCUUCAUGAGCGUAUAUUUCCUUUGGCUUUGGCCAUAGCCCGAGGCGAUACGAUCCCCUUAGCCCCCAUGUUCCUGGGACAUCUAUACCAUCUUCUUAAUCGAACCCAGCUUCUGGAAAAGAGUGCAUCAGGAACCAUGGGCGUAGAGACCCUCCUAAAUUCUGGUUUCUUGCAGGUGUUCUUGUGGGAGCGUCUCAAAGGGUUGGAUGUGUAUUCACUCCCUCAUUCGCACGCUAUAAAGUUGGCUGACUGGGGCAAGGGUUCCUUUAUGCCAAACAAUCUUCCAUUAGUUUGCAGGUGGUUCAAGAGAAUGCAGAGGAAAGGCCAGAAUUUCUUAAAGCUGCUAGACAAUGUCGAGAAUUUUGUCUUUCGCCCUUACGGCACCUCAGCAGAGACCUUCACUUUCGUGCCCUUCUAUACUGACGUCAGUGAUACGGUUGAGGUUCCAGCAGCCGUGUCGCAGAGUGACCAGUUUCGGAAGCAUGCUUUGUUGAAUGUCGCUCCCAUCCCCUUACCUACUCUUGGAGACUACUGUGCAGAGGUUUCCGUGACCUACUAUCCACACCGGGUCAGGAGGCAGUUCGGGCUUGACCAAGGGGUACCCAGCAGUCCUAACCAUGAUGACCCUUUUGCUUUACACAGGAUCUUCUGGAGCAAUGACCACAUACCAGCCAGUUGCAGGCCCAUCGUUCUAGCAAGCAAGGCGAGGUUUGGUGGCUUUUCUAGAGGCUACCAAGCCUACUGGAACCGCUAUCUCUCUUCCUUUCGUGAGUUCCAAUCCUUUCCCGGGGACAGACUGCCUCCUACAACGGCUCGUCUUGCAGGCUUGGUUUCGGAAGAGAAAGCCAUCCCUCUUAGCCAAAAACGCAACUUGCCCUUCAUUUCCAAGAGUGGUGACAUCGUUGGAGAAUUUCCUAAGAUGAAGCCAAAGCCGGGGGUACAGAGUCCUGGCGGCUUCGGAAAAAGUGCAACGCUAGUGUCAGGCAAAAGGAAGCAAGAGGAGGAGCGAAAUGUGAGUGAGAAGCAGACUGCCGGUAAACCCAAAAGGUUCAUUCCGAAGGUAGCCCCGAGUGGCCCUCCUCGAACCAAAGAAGCAACUCCCCCGGAACAGCCACAGUCUUCGAAGCCUGCUGCAUCCGGGAGCCGGGGUCGUGCUGGCAAGGUGCUGGAAACUACCCCUCUCCGCCGGAAAAUGGGUACAACCCCGAAGAGAAAGAGAAGUGACACGCCCCCGGUAUCUCCUCAGGUGACCCCUAAACGUCGAAGCGUGCGCAUUCUACAUGCAAGAUUUUCUGGAACACACACCAGUACUGUUGAAGCUGCCGGAACCCCAACUGUAGUGACAGUUGACGAUGAUAGUGAUGAUAGUGACACCACCGAAUCCGAGCUAAUGUUCCAGAGCAAGAGAACGUUGACGAUGCCAGUGAAGAUUCUGACAAGGACUCCAAUGAGGGUUGCAGUGAGGAUGCAUUUGCUUAUUCCAGCGACUAUCCAGGAGGACAAGGUGGUUCAGAUGUUUUCUUCGAGUCCGCCGGUAGCAGUACACGCCGUUUUAGCACUGAGCAGGAAUGCUGCUGCAGAACACCCCCGCAGCAUGUCUUGGCUGGAGUGGGAGGAAUCAUUUACUGCCUUCAUGGCUUUCUUUGACAGCGGUGCUCAAGUCCUUCGAUCUGCAGAUGAACUCCUGCCGCUCUACCAUCGGUUUAAUGGUUACGCACUCUUUCGGGGAAUUCUUGUUUAUCCCGAGACAGUCGCGGUUUUGAAGAAAUUUCUGGACAAGUACGGGGAUUUCAUGGACAUGACUGGUAUUACUUCUUCAUUCUCGCGAUGUGCUGCUUUCCGGGCCCUCGGCUUGGUGCUCCAUGGGAUGGAUACCGUGCAGCUGCUGGACAUUACUGAUCACAGGCUCCUCUGCUGGCGGGAUGCAGUUUGCGAGGCUAUGACUCUGGGCUUUCGAGCAGAGUCUCUUCUGAACCUGGUGAAGGGUUUGGCACGUGCUGCAUUUGGGGCACGGGCUGUUCAUAACAUGAAGUCAAAUCCCAGCCCUGAUGAAAUAAGGGCAGCAGCAGAGGCUUUGGUCUUCAAACAGCACGCACUGGAAAACCAGCGCAGGGAAUUGCGUGGCCUCCUUUCUGCCCAAGGUGUCUCUUCCGACAGUGCUGACUGCGUGAUGGAGGCAGUGACAAGAUCUUCUCACGGGGCCUCCUCCGUUCCCUUCUAG